Folsomia candida is the source of this 2060-nucleotide messenger RNA. RefSeq names its product 8-oxo-dGDP phosphatase NUDT18. Gene Ontology annotation, molecular function: 8-oxo-dGDP phosphatase activity; 8-oxo-GDP phosphatase activity; magnesium ion binding. Bases 564 to 1565 code for a protein of 333 amino acids. The record is from RefSeq and is a predicted model, not a curated record. The transcript is spliced from 11 exons. Lineage: Eukaryota; Metazoa; Arthropoda; Collembola; Entomobryomorpha; Isotomidae.
CCGCACCCCACACCGUGUGCAAAUGUAAAAGCGUUUAAUUGCGUGCAGGUGAUAGUUUUUUUCUAAACAAGACCUCACAGCAGUAAACAGAUUGUGACGGUGACUGCCAGGGAGUAGGUGUCAUUAGCUCAUUGUUGCCAGACAGUGGGAUACAGAGUAAUGUGACACAUCACAAUAUUGCAUUGUAGUGAUUUCUCAUAGUUUUCGGGAAAUUUUCAAGUGAAAGUUGACAGUUUGUGAAAUGCAUAUCGUAUGAAAAACAAAUCAGCGUUCGAUUGAGUUGAGAUUUGAGCAGAGUUGAGAUUGAGAUUGAGAGAAGCGGAUUUGUGAGGAUACAAAUUACGUAAAUAAACAAACAUUGAGCAUCCAAAAAUCACAAGUUCAUAAAAUUGCAAAAUAAAUGAGACGAGACGGUUAUAAUUUUUGAAUUGUAUGGAUUUCCAGACCAACAUGAAGUGAUUUUCGAAAUUAUUGUGUAAUUGCAACUGCCAGACAGCACUGUUAUGUGAAAAAGUGUCUAGAGAUUAAAAGAUACGGUGAUUUAUAGUAAUAAUUUUGCAGAAAUGGAUCAAAUUGAGCCACAGGUGAAGCAAAUGCUGAAUGGGGGUGGAAACACUGAAGACAUUACGUACUGCGAUUUUACAUUGGCUGAUCAAAAUGAAGCGUUGGCAUCCAAGGGCGUAGGGUCCUCCGGUCCGACAGAUUUUGUUCCCAUCACCAAGAAGACGGUCACAUAUAUCGUCGCAGCGGUUUUGGUCAACGAAGACAAUGAGGUCCUAAUGAUGCAGGAAGCCAAGCCGUCAUGCAGUGGCCAAUGGUACCUUCCUGCUGGGAGGAUGGAACCAGGAGAAACGAUUCAGGAAGCGGUCAAACGUGAAGUUCUUGAAGAAACUGGCCUUGACAUGGAACCAACGACUCUUUUAAUGGUAGAAUCUGCAGUCGGUUGUUGGUUUCGAUUUGUAUUCACUGGAACGGUUAUCGGUGGAAGGCUAAAAACAACUGCCGAAGCAGACAAGGAGUCAUUGCAAGCUCGGUGGGUCAAAGAUGUCACAGAGAUUCCAUUAAGAGCUAAAGACAUUCUCCCAUUGAUAGAAAGAGGGCUGGAAUAUCACUUGAACAGAAAUGAACCAUGGCAUUCUAAAAUCAUGCCAGUUUUGGUUGGUCGCACCAAAUUGUACAUGCGCAUAAUCGUUGCAGUUCGCAAGAAGUCAAACAACAAAGUAUCCGUACUUGUAGGAGAAAGAAAUCACUGUCAUCUUCCAAUUUGUGAAAUUCACCCCCAGAAGAGCUUACAUUCCACUUUGAGGAAAUACAUGAACGAAAUUUUCGGAGCAGAUUUACCCCCACACCGACCACAUGGAAUUCUUAGUGUUGAGUACAAUGGGAAACCUCGCGAUACCCAUGACGGUAUGACUCUGAAUCUUCUUGUGUCUGUCCGUCAACCGCUGGAAGACGUUGUCAUAAUUGACAAGUACACAUGGAAAGAAGUAGGAUCAUCGGUUGGAGACGAACUACUUCGCAGGAUGGGGAAAAAUCUGACCAUUCCCCUUCACGUAAUCCGAUGAAAGACAUUCCAGCUACAUCCACAAUUUUCUGUAACUGCCAAAUUACGUACCAAUCUUUAUGCAAUUGACUAUAUAUCUUAUUGUAAAUCGGGAAGGGGUUUUCUCUUACUUAAAAUCAAAUCGUCGGUCAGGUGAUUGACAGACAGUUUGGCCAAAGCCGAUUUGGCGAAAAUAAAUUUUCGCCAAAGUGGUACUUUGAAACCCUUGGUCUAAGAAUUUAGUAAAGUGGGUGAAAUUUUUUUUUCGCCAAGCGGGAUUUUUUUUUGGCGAAUUUUUUUCGCCAAACUGUCCGACUUCCGGUCAGGUCGCGUGCAAACGUUACAUAAAUAUGAAAAUACAUUAUUGCUAUUCCGUGAAUGACUUGUAUUUAUUUAUUUUAUGUCCCCGUGAUAAUGAGAAAUUAAUGACAAAUCAGUAAUUAGUAAACAAGAUUAUAGUAGAAUUAAUAUGAAAUGAAUGAAAUAAAGUUGUCUGGCUCGACCAUUACUGAAUUAA